Molecule: messenger RNA, 5339 nt
Organism: Stomoxys calcitrans (stable fly)
Lineage: Eukaryota; Metazoa; Arthropoda; Insecta; Diptera; Muscidae
Gene: RhoGAP71E
Product: rho GTPase-activating protein 20
Exons: 8
Coding region: 1184-3991 (935 amino acids)
Biological process (GO): signal transduction
Molecular function (GO): GTPase activator activity
Source: RefSeq, a predicted model, not a curated record
UCCUAGCAAUCACAUGAAAAGACGAGCGGAGUACCAGCAAAAAAAUUUAAUUAAUUAAACUAAUUAACUAAUUUUUUAAGUUGAUUUGAUUCGUGAAACUUGUAUAGGAGUCCAAACUUGAUGUUAAAGAGAUAAUGGAAAUUUAUAAAAAAUCCAGAAACCUUUAACAGCAAGCAGCUUGGAGAAUCUCCAUACAUAAAAUAAGUGAAAAGAAAAACCAAACCAACCAAGUCUGUAUUGUGUUUUUUCUGCCUGCCAUAUCAAGCAAACAGGAGUGGCAAGCAAUAACAACAACGAGCAAAGGCAACGCAACGAACACAAGUUAAAUUUUAUAUUGUGUAGCAAAAAAAAAAAAAAGAAUCAAGGAAAACGCAAAGAAAGAGGCAUAAAAUGCAAUAAAUAAGAAGAAAGAUGAAAAAUUAAUUUGUUUUAAAGUGAAAUUGGAAUUUUUCAGAGGAAAAAUGACCGAGUCCAUAUACUAAAAAUUAUUUUAUCUAUAAAACAGCAAAAAAGAAAAGUAAGAAAGAACAAAACGCGAAGAGAGUGGGAGAUUUUUUGUGAAUUUUGUUUAUAUUCUAAUUAACAACGUUGAUUCCUUUUUGAACGUGAAGAGAAGGAGGAACCUCAUGGCCGCCGCCGUACCAGGAAAAUUCAAUAUAUACUUGGCCCAUGAAGUAGACAGCUAUCACAUCAACAACAAAAACAACUACAACGUAGCAUAGCUGGCUGCUGUGUUACUCUGGUGAAAAUGAAAAAUGUGUGUGUAUUUAUAAAAAUAUCGCAGCAGGAACAACAACAAACAAGAACAUCAGCACGCCGAAAGAGAAAAAAUAGGGAAAAUAGCAUUCCCAGAACAUAAGGUUUUGAAGAAAAAGUUCUUUCCGAUAACUAUCGAAUUGUCAUAAAUACAUCGAGGUGUGGGUGCUUUCACAUGAAAAUCCAUAUCGAGCUAUAAAUUGACUGCCUGUCAAACGGGCAUGGUGUAUGGAAAAAACUACAGUUCAACAUAUUCCUAUUUUCUUUCUUUCAUAUAACAAUUAUCACAUUUCGUAUGAAACAGCCAAACAUUGUCUUAUUUAUUUAUCCCAUCUAACCAGUCGACAUAGGCUAGAAAGUCCCGAAAAGUGGAGAACAAACCCAUAUACGCUCACACAAACACCCAGCAUACACAGAAACAAAAAUCAUGUCCACUUGGGCCGAACGUGUUCAUCGUCGCGCUGCUGACUUCAGCAGUGUGGUUACCUCAUGCGGCCAUCCAGGCUCGUCAGCGCCCACAUAUCCCUAUCGUUUGGAAAAGGUGAAAUUUGGGGUGUCCCUGGAUGAGGUAUGCAAAAACGAUAACAUUCCAGGACCAUUGUUGGUCCUAAUACUCAAAUUAAACAAGGAAUCACCCAAUCGUCGUGACGUUUUUCGCGCCCCCGGUCAUCAGGGUGCCAUGAAAAAACUAAUACAUUUUCUGCAAGCCGGUCGCUUGGUUAACGUGGACAACUACUCCGUGUACACCAUAGCCAGUGUUCUCAAGAAAUUCCUGCGGAAAAUACCCAAUGGCAUAUUUGGUCGUUCGGGAGAGAACGAAUUAUUUGCCAUUAUUGAGCUAAGCAACGAGGCGGAGCAAAAUGAGCGUUUACACAAAUUAUUUACAUCACUGCCAAAAUAUACACAACAUUUAUUAGUUUUAUUAUUUGGUACAUUCCGUGUGAUUGCUAGCAAUGCAGAUCACGCUGGCACAGGCAUGACCAGCGAAGCUCUGGGUGUCUCGGUUGCACCGAGUUUCUUUCAGUCGUGUGUUAGUGAUGGUAAGACAGCACGAAUGGAAGAUGUUCUAAAAUUUAAGGUUGCCACGAAAAUUAUGAAAUAUAUCAUUGAUAAGUUCGCUACACAUGACUUGUUUGGUCGUGAUAACUAUGAAUACUAUGCUCGUGUAACUGGACGCAUAUUGAAGGUGCAAGAUGAAUGGAUAUGUAGCUUUCAAUAUCCACCGCCCCCACGGGGUAAACUAGCCCAACAGAAGUAUGCUUUGCAACACUCAUUGGAAGCCGAAAAAACAUGGUUACAGUGUCAAUGCGAACGUUGGGGUUUACUUGCUCAAGAGGAAUCUCGUUCAACACCUGCCUUGCUAACCAGUUCUAGCUCUGCUUUGGAUAAUAGUGUUGUAUCCUUGGGUGUAACUCCCGAACAUUCAUUCAUGGAAUCAUGUGCUCGACUCUCUGUAUCUUUAGAGGGUCCCGGAUUGUUCGCUAUGACUUCAUCACCAUUGCCUAAUCGUAACAAACACGAUUUUCAGCCAGACGAUGACGAAGAUGACGACAUAGAUGACAACGAUGAUGACGAUGAUGCCAAUGACGAGGAUGACCGUUUGAGAGAUUUCACCAACGAUUUGGACAUUUCGUCGAACCACGACGAUGAGAAUAUAGAAAACCAAUCGAAAAAUGCCAAUUUCCACAUGACUUCGUCGUCCACCUCGACGUCGGGUGCAACAAAGUCACGUCGUACCAUCAAAUCGAGAUCGUGUUCGCAUGAACAAACAGCAGGUGCUUCAGUUGAGUGUAACUUUACCGAUAGCCCCGACGAUGUGGAUGGCGAUGAAAUGAUGCGUUGCGUAGUGAAGCGACGUUACAAACAAAACAAAAAGAAAUCGCCCAGCAACUCGAAUACAGCGCAAAUACGCGGUGUCCAACAGCAAAGACGCCUAAGAACAAAUCCAAAUAACUCCAAAAGCAUAGAUGCCGGUCAUUCAAUCUCAACAACAACCACAACAAACCAAACGACAACACAGCAGCAGCAUCAUCAGGAUUUUCUUAACGAUUACGAAUUUAUAGGCAAACCUUCGACAUCUUCCUCUACGUUGAAAGCCCUUACGACGUCGACGACGAUGACGACGGUGAUGUCACAUGGCCCACAAAAGUCCCGCGUGUGCUCGCGUUGCAAAAGAGGAAUACGCCAUUCAUCAUCUUGCUCGUCGUCCACAGCCUCUGGGGGCGCUGCUGGCACCGCCAAAAAUGGCAGUGGCAUGACCAUGGACGAGUUAAGAGCCGUCAAUCGUUAUGCUGAAAGUACGAAAAGUUUAUCCUACUUGCCACAGGUCCAUGAACGACAAACGGCCCGCAUGCGAACUCGCUCAGAGUGGUUUUUGGGUCCCAAAGAUGGUGAUAUUUUGUGUGUGGCCCCCAAUACCUGUAGCAAUUGCUAUUUAACAGUCCAUGGAGGCAAUGAGGUGGCGGCGACAGGAAAUUAUUUGGGUGGUGGCAGCACUCGCGAUAUGCGAAGGGUCGAUAUUGAUCAGUCAUCGGGGCCCUCUAGUGGCACAGACCACCAUGCUGAGGCCGUCAAUACAUCAUUAUUUCUAUACUACAAGCAGCAACAGCAAAAUCAACGUCACCCUCUGCAGCAUCAGCAUGUGGCGGCGGGAAGCAGCGGUGCUGGCCAAAGACAAAGUUUCCAUUUGGCUCCCGAUUUCAUGAUGGACACGGAUGAGGGUUAUUAUUAUGGGGGCACUGCUUCAAAUCCAAUAACAACACAUUCCAGCAUACAACAGCAGCAAACACAUUUAUUGGCACCCUCAGCAGCGGCACUGGCGGCAGGACAGGAUCCUCAUUUGCUGUCGGCAACAGGAGCAGGACUUUAUUUGGACGCAAAUUAUGUUGGCAACAUCCGUUUAAGUAAUAGCGCCGAAUCCGUUCAAUAUCCUGUGCGAAGGCCAUCUACAAGGCGCAUUCUUUUGGGGGCCAAUAUACCAAGGCAAUAUCCUUUGCGUUCUUCUUUGCGGCGUCACAAGGAGAAGCAAGUGGGAACCACCAAUAGUUCGGCCAGUUGCUGUACCUCCUCCUCUUCAUCAUCCAAUGCCGCCUCCAUGACUAGACCUGUUUCAACAGCGGGCUGCUUUCUAAGCAAUUCAAGCAAUUCCGAAGCUCUUGCAGCCACAAAACAAAGUAACGAAUGCUGUGCCAUGGAAUCGACAGCCACAAUUAUCUUUAAGGGUCCGCGAGUUUAAAGCACUCAACACUCGUUAGUUACCAGUAACGAACAGGAAGGAAAAUAAAAUUAAGCAACUACAAAUGUAUUUGUGUAAACAUUUACAUUUAUGAAUUAGUAAUGAAUACAUACGCAACAACUGCAGGCAUCACCACCUCAGGUCAAUGCGGCCACAAAAUAUAAACUUUUAUUUGAGACCAAAUUCCAUUUUCUCAAAGAUAUGCCAAAAAUCGAAGCAUCGAAAGAAGACCGACCGAUCGACCACCUCUCUUCUAGCCCAAAAAAGUUUAGAUAUUGUGGUGCCUUAAGACCCAGUGCUUGUUUACAUGUGUUGUAUGCAUAUUUAUUUCUUCAUCAUUUCAACCAAAACAAGUCUGAUUUUAAGUUAUAUUUUUGAAAUAUAAAGCCUAAUUAUAAUAUCUACCUAUGACCUACCAAGAAUUAAGUUAAUGGAGCAGAAAAAAUAUAUAUAUUUUUGUUAUAUUUAAAAAAAAAAAAAGAUUUGCAUCAAAAUUUUGCCAAAAACAAAAAAGAAAGAAUCUCUUAUGAUAUUGGACAAGAAGAGCGUAUUUAAUUACUUGCUUUAAUACACAUAUACACAUCCAUACAUACAUGCGUAUGAAAGCAAUCAGAAGGUUAACUCUUAUACACAUACACACAUACAUGAGUAUGCAACCAAUCAGAAGGUUUACUCUUUGAUGAGAGUGUAGAAUGUUUUAAACAAAUCGCAAGCCCUCAACAGCUGCAUCAAAGAGUGCGAUGUGUGUGUUCGGGAAUAUUCACAACUGCAACAACAACAACUACUUUGCUCUUUUAUUAUGUUUACAAAAGAAAUUGAAAAAUAUUUUUAAGAAAUUCUGCUUCAAAUUUUAACAACAACAAAAUUAUAAAUAAAUAAGAAAAUUCACUUGAAAACUGAAGGAAACAAUUAAUCGUGAGAAAUUAAGCAUUUGUAAGAGAAAUAUUACCAAAUUGAAAAUCCAAAAGUUGCCACUGAAAUGAAGUCUCUUACUAUAAUAAUCUUCUUCGAAUCUUCCUUUUACAUUAGUUUUGGUGGUGCUUUCUAAGUAGGUUUUUGGAUAUAUAAAAUAAUGAAUGAGUCUGAAUUUAAAAAUGGUAUUAAACUCGAAUAGCUGAAGCCCAAUAGAGCUACGAGUGAGAAUCUUCUCUGCAUCAAACCACGCAAAUGACAUCUGCGAUAAAAUUAAUUACCUAUACGGAAAACAAUAAACAUCGGUUUCAAUCACGAAAUUAAUUGAUCCAUCUGAAACUGCUUCAAUUACGAAAAUGAUAAUAUCCAUCCCAGUUUUUGCAAAAUAUAACUGGAAAAAUUUCACACAAAAAAUGAUUGAAAAUGUUUGAAAUUU